Drechmeria coniospora is the source of this 1008-nucleotide messenger RNA. Its product is annotated as malate dehydrogenase precursor. The coding region runs from base 1 to 1008 and encodes 335 amino acids. Lineage: Eukaryota; Fungi; Ascomycota; Sordariomycetes; Hypocreales; Ophiocordycipitaceae. Gene Ontology annotation, cellular component: mitochondrion; cytoplasm. Gene Ontology annotation, molecular function: L-malate dehydrogenase (NAD+) activity. Gene Ontology annotation, biological process: malate metabolic process; tricarboxylic acid cycle. The record is from RefSeq and is a predicted model, not a curated record. The transcript has 3 exons.
AUGUUGGCCUCCUCCAUCCAGCGCCGGGCAUUCUCCGCGUCGGCGCGCAACCUCUCCAAGGUCGCCGUCCUCGGUGCCGCCGGCGGUAUCGGCCAGCCGCUCUCUCUUCUCCUCAAGAUGAACACGCGCGUCACCGACCUGGCUCUGUACGACAUUCGUCUCGCUCCCGGUGUCGCCGCCGACGUUUCCCACAUCAACACAAAGUCCACGGUCAAGGGCUACGAGCCGACGCCGAGCGGCUUGGCUUCGUGCCUCAAGGGCUCCGACAUCGUCCUCAUCCCCGCCGGCGUUCCCCGCAAGCCCGGCAUGACCCGUGACGACCUCUUCAACACCAACGCCUCCAUCGUCCGCGACCUCGCCAAGGCCGUGGCCGAGUCGGCGCCCAAGGCCAAGGUCCUCGUCAUCGCCAACCCCGUCAACUCGACCGUCCCCAUCUGCGCCGAGGUCUUCAAGGCCAAGGGUGUCUACAACCCCAAGACGCUCUUCGGCGUCACCACGCUCGACGUCGUCCGCGCCAGCCGCUUCGUCUCCGAGAUCAAGGGAACCGACCCGAAGGACGAGGAGAUCACCGUCGUCGGCGGCCACUCGGGCGUCACCAUCGUCCCGCUCUUCAGCCAGAGCAAGCACCCCGACCUCAGCGCCAACGCCGACCUCGUGAAGCGUGUCCAGUUUGGCGGCGACGAGGUUGUCCAGGCCAAGGACGGCGCCGGCUCGGCCACGCUAUCCAUGGCCAUGGCCGGUGCCCGCAUGGCCGACUCGCUGCUCCGCGCCGCCGACGGCGAGAAGGGCGUCACGGAGCCGACCUUUGUCGACUCUCCCCUCUACAAGGACCAGGGCAUCGACUUCUUCAGCAGCCUCGUCGAGCUUGGCCCCAACGGCGUGGAGAAGAUCCUUCCCAUCGGCAAGGUCGAUGCCAACGAGGAGAAGCUCGUCGCCGCAUGCCUUGGCGACCUCAAGAAGAACAUCGAGAAGGGUGUCGCCUUCGUUGCCCAGAACCCCGGCAACUGA